Molecule: messenger RNA, 1354 nt
Organism: Eucalyptus grandis
Lineage: Eukaryota; Viridiplantae; Streptophyta; Magnoliopsida; Myrtales; Myrtaceae
Product: E3 ubiquitin-protein ligase RNF170
Exons: 5
Coding region: 301-858 (185 amino acids)
Molecular function (GO): ubiquitin protein ligase activity
Source: RefSeq, a predicted model, not a curated record
CAUCCGCCAGUGGCCGCUGGGCGAGCGCGGCGUGUUCCCCCGUUUGCCAUAAUUGGGAAAGGGUUUCAGCCAACGUGACCCCCCCACGACUUUCGACUGUUUUUGAGGAUUCGAUCGACAUUCAUCUUCGCUCCUUCCUUCCUUCCUUCCUUCAUUCGCUCACUCACUCACUCACUCACAGUGUUCGACCGGUCGCGAUCGCAGGGCCGACGUCGGAAUCGGAGAGAAGGCGACGCGAUCCGAUUGAUCGGAGAGCGGCGGCGGCGGCGGCGGCGGCGGCGAGAGGGCUCAUGACGUGAAAUGGAGGGACCUCCGGAGAACGACUUGUGCUCCAUCUGCCAUGGCGUUUUCACCGUCCCUUGUCAGGCCAAUUGCUCCCACUGGUUCUGCGGAGAUUGCAUCAUGCUCGUGUGGGAUCACGGCUCGGCGCUCCAGCCCUGCAAGUGCCCCCUGUGUCGCCGCAACAUCACCCUGUUGAUUCCCACCGAGGCUUCGUUGCAGCUGCGUCAGGACUCCAGUGUUUCCGAGAUUCUGCGCAAGGUCGAGACGUAUAAUCGUACUUUUGGCGGAAGGAGCGAUGGUCUGAUCCAGAGGAUGCAAGACCUUCCUUUCUUCUUGAGAAGGCUGGCACGAGAACUGAUGGAUCCUGAUAGAUCUCUUCCUUUCAUUAUCAGGGCACGCGUCUAUAUUUCAAUGGUUAUAAGUGCAAUCUACGUACUCAGCCCCGUAGACUUCAUUCCAGAAGCGAUAAAUCCCAUUAUUGGCUACUUGGACGAUCUGAUUAUAGUCCUCAUUUGCUUCCUCCAUGUGUCCGCUCUAUACCGUUCUGUACUCUAUUCCCGUCAUGGAGGUUCUUAGAAACUCUAAUGCAUCAGUGGAAAUUUGAACCAGUAAAGAAGGUUAGAGUUUCUCAAAGGAAUUGAGAAAACCUCGCGGACUCAUCAAGUGGGCAAGGGGUGCAAAGCCACACGGUUCUCUUUGGCCAUUUUAAGUACAACUUUCGCCCUGGGCCUUGCACAAUACACUUUUAUUUAAGGAUGAUUGUGGUUAGAUUUCCCUUUCUAUCUUGUGUUACCAUUGCACACACGUCAUCAUUUGUCAUAUAUCCUUUCCAUUGGGAACUCUAGCUUUGUAGUUUCUAGUGAUUUUCAACUAAUGUUGAACUGUAUUUAGUUGAAGAGUACCCAUGAGCCAGAGGAAUAUUUUGUUGGUUUUGAUAUAGUAUACUCUGUUGCACCUUAGUGUAGAAAUAAUUAUAGAAUCUAAGAUAUGAAUCUGAAGUGCGCAUGUCCAUGGAACAUGUAUAUGAAGAUUAUGCACAAUGCUUCAGGAGUCCUACUUUUUAUACGGACAA